AUGCUGGUGGGCAAUGCGAAGGAUUGGCUGGGUGCAUAUACUACGCUGCGGCUCACAGCGCGCCGUGCCGCGGACCAAGAGCCGCGGGCGCUUCCGGUGAGGGGUCGCCGCUACACUUUGGACUAUACACCAUCCAAGCGAUCAUCAUUCUAUACGUGCACCAUGCCAAGAUUCAUCAGAAGACGUCACCGGUUACGUGACGGGCAGAAUUUUCUGUCGGACACGAUGCCGACCGACUACACGUUUGACCGGCUGGCGUCGAAGCUCAAGGAGUUUCGGGCGUCGACGGACAAGCUGCGGCUAGUCCACUCCAGCACGCCGAUGCCGACUCAUUGGGCGCGGCAGCGGGAAGCGGAGCACAUGCGCGCUGCGCAGGAACGGCAGCAGGCUUCUGCGGCGGCGGCGCGGACGGCGGCUGCGGGCGAGCCGGCGCCUAAGCCGACACCGGAGACCGAGGUCGACGAGGGCAAGGCGCCGCCCGAGGGUACGUUUGCGGGGGCGCGACCGGCGGAUCUGCAGUCGCGGCUGCUGGUGCUGGACGCGAGCUUCAACCCGCCGACGCGGGCGCACGCGCACAUGGCCAAGGCGGCGGUGCACGCAGUUCUCGAGGAGCAGCGGGCGGCUGUGGCCGAGGCGGAGCGGUGCGCGGCCCUUGUCGGGUCGGUGGCCAGUGGCGGCGGCGGCGGCGGCGGAGUGGCGGCGGUCGUGCGACCCGAGACGCGCCUGGUGCUGUUGCUCGCCGUCGCCAACGCCGACAAGCCGGCCGCGCCGGCGCCCCUUGAGCACCGUCUCGCCAUGAUCUACGCGUUUGCGCGGCACCUACACGACGAUCUGCGGCGGCAGGGCGACAGCGUGCCCAUUGAGAUGGCGCUCACGUCCGAGGCCUUCUUCAGCGGCAAGGCGCACGCGCUGCGCACGGCUAGUUGGUAUCCGCACAUGCGGCCUUUUAUGACAUUUAAAAAGUGCGACGAGCGUGGGCGAAGGCUGCCAGGCAAGGCUGCAAUACCUCCGAUGGAAUUUAUCACGGGCUUUGACACGCUGGUGCGAAUUCUGGACCCCAAGUACUACAGAGACGAGCCGGAGGAUGCGGCGACAGGGGAGGACCGAAGGGGCAAGGUUCAUCAUGAUGGUGUUGCUGUGGCAGCAGAGGUCAGUCAAAACGAGGCAGACUUGAAUGAGGCUGCACAGAGUGCAAGUUGUGAGGGCAAGGGCAAGGAUAAGAUGGUGGCGGAAGAGCCAUCUGCGCAACAACAACAACAUUCAUCACAGCCAGACGACCUCACCACUAUGCCGGCGGCCAAGAGGCCGCGCAACACGCCGAUGAUGAAGGCGCUGGAUCCCUUCUUCGCCCACGCGUCGCUGCGGGUGAUGCUGCGACCCGACGACGGCCACGGAACGCUCGAGGAGCAGCGAGCGCACAUUGCCGCGCUGGCAGCUCGCGACGGGGAGAUUCGGGCGACGUCGGCGUCGGCGACGGGCGUGCGCAGCUUGGACGAGGUCGGCGGCGAUUCGGCGUGGAUGCACAAGGUGCGCGUGCUCCCAGACGAAGUCGCCGGCGGCGCGUCGGCGGGCGUGAGCAGCUCGCAGGUGCGGCGGCUCGUGCAUGACCAAGGGCCGCUGGCAGCGCAGGGCCUCGUCUAUCCGCUGGUGCUGGACUGGCUGAAGCGGCGGGAGCUGUACAGGCGGCCGCGGCCGCCCAAGGGCACGUUUGCUGACGAUGGCGGGUUGGUCGAGAUUACGGCGUUUGGGGCCUGGCGCAAGGAGGAUUUCUGUGACUGA
Molecule: messenger RNA, 1779 nt
Organism: Beauveria bassiana ARSEF 2860
Lineage: Eukaryota; Fungi; Ascomycota; Sordariomycetes; Hypocreales; Cordycipitaceae
Exons: 1
Coding region: 1-1779 (592 amino acids)
Cellular component (GO): cytoplasm; nucleus
Molecular function (GO): nicotinamide-nucleotide adenylyltransferase activity; ATP hydrolysis activity
Source: RefSeq, a predicted model, not a curated record